UCCCAUAAAUCUAAUGGAUCAACUCUAAUCAGAAUGUGAUUUUUAAGUCUAUGAAAAUAAUUAACAUGGUUUAUAUUAACUUACUUUCUAUACCAUGGUCCUUUAGUGCUGCUUUGAGUUUAUUUUGAAUUGCUUGAUUAUUUUUUUGGCUAGGCUUUGUUUUUGUCAGUUAGUAAUACAGUAAUCAAAUACGUAGUGGGGUGGGGGAGGUUCGCAGAGUAGUCUGAGGUGUUUCAUUAAGUCAGAGGGAGGUUUUGGCAUGCCUGAACUAUGCUGCUUGUUGCUAGGCUACCACCAGCCCUUAUAGCUAGAAUUGAAGUUAAAAUCCAUGUUGGAUUUCUCGAUGAUUCUCAGUGCAUCUCUAUUUUGUUAUUUGGCGUAUAAUUAGUCAACUUCUUGAAGCAAAAAUUAUAGUUUUUCCUCCUUUGGGCUUUCAGCAAGCUAAUUAUUUUUGUGUAACUGCUUUUGCUAAUUAUGCAGAUGCCUUAUUCUGGGACAAAUAUAUUUUCAGCAUGAAAGAGCCAAUAAUUGCCAGCUAGUCAGCUGCUGUAUUUGUGUGGCAUUGUGUGAUGAUCCUUAGUUGGAUGCAAUAUAGAGAGAGGCUAUUUGACUUAAACAGAGACUACAAGAAAUUCAUGUUUAUGGGUUUCCCUGGUAUUAUGUCUGGAAGACCUGAACAUAAAGUGUACAGUUUUUCCGUGUGUCUGAAUUGUCUUGAUCGGACCUGGACUUCAGGAGACUUUUUAUAAUGAAGUUUCAGGACAGAUUAAGAACACAGUGAACUACUGAGUGAUACAGGCUGAUAGGAAAUGAUGACUCAAACCAAAGCUAUUAGUAAUCAAAACAUUUCAGUGUUUUGGUUUGUGGUUUGUUUUUUUUUUUUUAUGCUCAUGGUCAUUGCAAUAUCAUAAUAUGACAUUCCUUGAUGUAAACCCCCAUUUUUUUAACAUAAGUCACAAUUUUAGGGAAAUUAUUCUACAUUGGUGCAUGCAGGAUUACUGCAGUGGUGAGCCAGUGCGGUGGUACCUGCGAGUAGGGAGGGGAUUGAACUUCCUUGUCUAUGUUGAAUUUUGACUUUGCUUGGGAGAGCAAGAUUUAGGGAUAGUGGAGGUGGCAGUGGUCUUGGGCUGCAGGGAAGUCAAAGCAGGAGAUCUUGAAGCCAGAAGUCUGGAGCUGAGAUCUCUCUUACAGAUAUUUGCACUGAGUAAGGUGAGAGGAUGCAAUUUCAGUGGUUGGCUGUGUAAGUUCUAAGAGUAAGCAGGUUAAUCAAAACAAUGCUAAAAUAGCAGAUGUGGUAAUUCUAGUUACUGAAAGCCUAUGAAGAAGGAGCAAUGUUAUUCUUGAGUAGAACUACUUCUGUAUUUGAAAUAUUAUUUAAGGUAAAUAUACUAUUUGCUGAAUGAAUUCUCUGUAUCACGUUGGAAACUUGAAGGCAAUUAGAUGGAAACUAGAACUAUUCUAGAUUCCUGUGUUUUGCUGGUAAUAAAGCUGAGUCACUGAGUACUAUUUUGAAAUUUAUUAUAAGGAGGACAAGUCACCCACAUUCAUGAAGCACUGCCGUGCAUCUGUGGGUGUGAUAUUGCUUGUUUGUCAAUACACAUCCAAGCAGCAGAAUUACAGACUGGAAGGAGGGGUCGCUGUCUGUGUUAACACAGAGAGGUUUAGAAGCAACAAACAUUACUUCUUGUGCAAUUGAAUUUCCAUUAUGGCUUGUUUUUUAUUAAUACUCUUUUCAGGUUGAAAUAGAAAAUUAAAUAGAAAAUUCAUUUCAUUGACUCAGUGUUCCUGUGGCAUGAAAAAAGCAAGGAAAUACUUUCACCUGCAUGGGGACAGAGAGAGCAGUAAUGUCUGAGUGAUAUUUGAAUGAGUACUAUUAACCAAUAGUACAUCCUUGUGGAAGGUAUAAAUGGACAAGAUGAGCUCUGCUCCCUUUGUAUUACACAACUUUGUAAAUAAGCAUAUUACUGCCUCCUGGAUUCUAAACUCUCAAAUUUAGAAGGGAGGCACGUGAGCAAGCAGGCAUAGGAGAUUGCAUGGGGCUCAGCUGAAAGCAGGCUUUUAUUUUGGAGGAGAGGUGGCAAUCACUGCCUGCUAGGUCACACUGAGUGAGGGUGGAGAGUUUGCUGGUGGUUAAGUUGCUGAGAGAUGUACUGUAGGGCUGCUCCUGGAGCACAGUGCUCUUCCUCAGCAUCUCAGGGGCACUGCAGAUAAUGACUACAGGGAAAGAUAAAAUUUUUGAUGAUGAAGACUCCGUGGAUGGGAACAGACCUUCCUCAGCUAGCUCCUCUACGUCUUCAAAGGCCCCUGCAAACUCACGCAGAGUUGGGAUGGGGACUACCCGCAGACUUGGGUCUGCAGCUCUGGGCUCCAAGUCCUCAACAGCCAAAGAGGGAGCAGGUGCUGUGGAUGAAGAAGACUUUAUUAAGGCAUUUGAAGAUGUCCCAACGGUUCAGAUUUAUUCCAGCCGGGAUCUUGAGGAAUCCAUAAACAAAAUAAGAGAGAUACUAUCAGAUGAUAAGCAUGACUGGGAACAGAGAGUUUCUGCGUUGAAAAAGAUCCGCUCCUUACUUUUGGCUGGAGCUGCAGAAUAUGAUAACUUCUUCCAACAUUUGAGACUUCUGGAUGGAGCAUUUAAAUUAUCUGCUAAAGACCUGCGGUCUCAAGUAGUACGAGAGGCUUGUAUCACGUUGGGACAUUUAUCAUCAGUUCUGGGAAACAAGUUUGACCAUGGGGCAGAAGCCAUCAUGCCAACAAUUUUUAAUCUAAUUCCGAAUAGUGCCAAAGUCAUGGCCACUUCUGGUGUUGUAGCAGUUAGAUUAAUCAUUCGACAUACACACAUCCCUCGAUUAAUACCCAUCAUAACCAGUAAUUGUACCUCCAAGUCUGUUGCAGUUAGAAGGCGCUGUUUUGAAUUUUUAGAUUUGCUGUUGCAGGAGUGGCAAACGCACUCCCUAGAAAGACACAUAUCAGUGUUAGCUGAAACAAUAAAGAAGGGAAUUCAUGAUGCGGACUCUGAAGCCAGGAUAGAGGCAAGAAAGUGUUACUGGGGUUUCCACGGUCACUUCAGCCGAGAGGCAGAGCAUUUGUACCACACCUUGGAGUCUUCCUACCAGAAGGCUCUGCAGUCACAUUUGAAGAACUCUGACAGCAUCGUGUCCUUGCCACAAUCAGAUCGCUCUUCUUCCAGCUCCCAGGAGAGUCUCAACCGUCCUUUGUCUGCCAAAAGAAGUCCUACUGGAAGUACUACAUCUAGAGCAUCUACAGUAAGUACAAAAUCUGUGUCAACACCAGGAUCUCUGCAGCGAUCCCGCAGUGACGUCGAUGUGAAUGCAGCAGCUAGUGCCAAGUCAAAAGUGACGUCUUCUGGAGCAUCCACCCCCUUCAGUUCUGCUGCAGCCUUGCCCCCAGGCUCAUACGCAUCACUAGAUGGUACUACCAGUAAAACUGAGGGUCGGAUUCGUACAAGGAGACAGAGCUCUGGCAGUGCGACAAGCGUCACCUCAAUGCCUGCUGAUACCCGAGGCCGCAGCCGGGCUAAAGUAGUUUCCCAGUCCCAGCGAUCCAGAUCAGCUAAUCCUGCUGGUGCUGGUAGCCGGUCCAGUUCCCCGGGUAAGCUCUUAGGAAGCGCCUAUGGUGGCCUGAGUGGUGGAACAUCCAGAGUCCAGCCAGUGCCAUCAUCUUCAGAGAAGCGCAGCAAGAUCCCUCGGAGCCAGGGAUGCAGUCGAGAGACGAGUCCCAGCAGAAUAGGACUAGCACGGAGCAGUCGUAUCCCCCGACCCAGCAUGAGUCAGGGGUGCAGUCGUGAUACCAGCCGUGAGAGCAGUCGAGAUACAAGCCCUGCUCGGGGCUUUCCUCCACUUGCUUCUCGACGUCAUUCCAGGUCCACUAGUGCUCUCUCCACUGCUGAUUCUGUUGGGCAGUCAGACCGGUUUGGACUCGGACAACCAGGCAGGAUGCCUGCUUCUGUGAAUGCCAUGCGAGUCCUGAGCACAAGCACAGAUCUGGAGGCUGCUGUGGCCGAUGCACUGCUGUUAGGAGACUCCAGGAGCAAGAAAAAGCCAGUGAGAAGAAGAUAUGAACCCUAUGGGAUGUACUCCGAUGAUGAUGCUAACAGUGAUGCAUCAAGCGCUUGCUCAGAGCGCUCCUAUGGUUCCAGGAAUGGGGGCAUUCCACACUACCUGCGGCAGACUGAAGAUGUGGCUGAGGUUUUGAACCACUGUGCCAGCUCCAACUGGUCUGAAAGGAAAGAGGGGCUCAUAGGUCUUCAGAACUUACUGAAAAGUCAGCGAACACUGAGCCGAGUAGAGUUAAAAAGGCUAUGUGAAAUAUUUACUCGCAUGUUUGCUGACCCUCACAGCAAGAGAGUCUUCAGCAUGUUUCUGGAAACCCUGGUUGAUUUCAUCAUCAUUCAUAAAGAUGACUUGCAGGAUUGGCUUUUUGUUCUCCUGACCCAGUUACUAAAGAAAAUGGGAGCAGAUUUGCUGGGGUCUGUGCAGGCAAAAGUGCAAAAAGCUCUGGAUGUCACCAGGGAUUCUUUUCCAUUUGAUCAACAAUUUAACAUUUUGAUGAGGUUUAUUGUAGAUCAGACCCAAACACCAAACCUGAAGGUGAAAGUUGCUAUCCUGAAGUAUAUUGAGUCCUUGGCAAGACAGAUGGAUCCAACAGACUUUGUGAACUCUAGUGAGACAAGACUUGCUGUAUCUAGAAUUAUAACUUGGACAACAGAACCAAAGAGCUCAGAUGUGAGAAAGGCAGCACAAAUAGUCCUGAUUUCUCUCUUUGAAUUGAACACUCCUGAGUUUACCAUGUUACUUGGUGCCUUGCCAAAAACGUUCCAGGAUGGUGCUACCAAGCUCCUGCACAACCACCUCAAGAACUCGAGUAACACCAGUGUGGGUUCCCCCAGCAAUACCCUUGGUCGGACUCCUUCGCGGCACUCCAGCAGCAGAACCAGCCCCUUAACUUCACCUACCAACUGUUCCCACGGUGGGCUGUCUCCAAGUCGGUUCUGGGGUUGGAGUGCAGAUGGGCUGUCGAAGCACCCCCCUCCCCUUUCUCAGCCUAACUCCAUCCCCACUGCUCCUUCCCACAAGACUUUCAGACGCUCUUACUCUCCCAGUAUGCUGGAUUAUGACACGGAGAACCUAAAUUCUGAUGAAAUCUACAGCUCUCUUCGUGGAGUCACAGAAGCAAUUGAAAAAUUUAGUUUCCGUAGUCAAGAGGACCUGAAUGAACCAAUCAAACGUGAUGGAAAGAAAGACUGUGACAUUAUCCCCCAGGUGUCUCGAGAUGGUGGCCUUGCUGUGCCUACCAGUGAUGUCCGUGGAAGCAGUGACAUUGUGGAAGGCGGAAGGAUGGCCCUAGAUAACAAAACUUCUCUUCUUAACACCCAGCCUCCCCGCGCCUUUUCAGGGCCACGUGCUCGAGAAUAUAACCCCUAUCCUUAUGCUGACACAAUUAACACCUAUGACAAGACUGCCCUGAAGGAAGCAGUAUUCGAUGAUGACAUGGAUCAGCUUCGGGAUGAAGUGCCCACUGACCAUUCAGAUUUGGUGGCUGAUCUUCUAAAAGAGCUCUCCAACCACAACGAACGGGUGGAGGAGCGGAAAGGAGCUCUCCUGGAACUGCUGAAGAUCACAAGGGAAGAUAAUCUUGGAGUUUGGGAGGAACAUUUCAAAACCAUUCUGCUCUUGCUGCUGGAAACUCUUGGAGACAAAGAUCAUUCAAUAAGAGCCCUGGCACUGCGAGUCCUGAGAGAGAUCUUACGGAACCAGCCAGCAAGGUUUAAGAACUAUGCGGAGUUGACUAUCAUGAAAACGCUGGAAGCACAUAAAGAUUCCCACAAGGAGGUCGUCAGAGCUGCUGAAGAAGCUGCUUCCACCCUGGCAAGUUCCAUCCACCCUGAGCAAUGCAUCAAGGUGCUUUGCCCCAUCAUUCAGACUGCAGAUUAUCCAAUUAAUUUAGCUGCCAUCAAAAUGCAGACGAAAGUAAUUGAGAGGAUUUCCAAGGAAUCGUUGCAUCAGCUCCUUCCUGAUAUCAUUCCUGGGUUAUUACAGGGUUAUGAUAAUACGGAGAGCAGCGUCCGUAAAGCUAGCGUAUUUUGCCUAGUGGCAAUUUAUUCAGUAAUUGGAGAAGAACUGAAACCUCAUCUCGCACAACUCACGGGAAGCAAGAUGAAGCUACUAAACUUGUACAUAAAGAGGGCCCAGACCACCAACAGCAACAGCAGUUCCUCUUCAGAUGUUUCAACGCACAGUUAAUGGAGAUAUGUGGACAUAUGUGUAGACUUAGAAGCAAUCAACGGUGCCUCUCAGAGACCUUUCUGCUACUCUUCACUGGCGCGCUCCAUCAGCUCAAGGAGGCCAUGCAGAUAUUUAUUGCAAUCAGUAUUUUAGUCCCUUAAAAGCUUUUAUGUAGAAUCUUACUGGUAUUGAAUGUAAAGGAAGCAAGGUCUAUGUUGCAGUCUUCAUUAAAAGUGAACAACAGAAAGCCAUACUUAAACAUACUUGUAUAGCCUGCUGAAAUCUCAGAAAUAUGUUUAGGUUAGCGUUCCAAAACUGAGUCCAGGAACCUGGACAUGCGUAAAAAUCAAACAAAUCUUGUUGGUUUAGUUCAUACCCAGUUUUGGUUUCUGUGUGCUGGUUACCUGCUCUCUCGGCCAUUCCGGCUAGGUUCUCCUCUUCUUGCAAGUCUUGUGGUCCUGUUUUGUACUCCCUGCUGCAGCUUGCCUAGCAUGCAGAGCUGUCUUCAGGGACAUCUUUGCAGAUGUGGUUGUGAUUCCACCCUUGGAUGCUUUAAUACUGAGAGAUAUCAAGUGAGUAAUGAAAAAGUAGGUUCUUUUUAAACAUCUGACUUUUUGUACAUAGUUCUUCUGACUGACCUCCAGUGGGCUAAUUUCUGUGUAACUGCUCUCCAGCCAGCUGUGCUGUGCAGAACAGCUGGGCUCUUGCUCCUUUCAUUGACUAUGUAAAUACUUCUCCCCUCCUAACCCAUUUGGCUAUUUCAUAUGCUCAAAAGACUCUCCAGGUUACUUGUUACUCCACAAAGGGAACCUGAGACCCAGUUCUGGGACUGAUGGCCUGCGAACAGGACACUGGAGUUAGGUGGGUGGGUGUUGGAUUAGGUUCUGAGUGUGCCAUGGGUAGGCAGUGGCAGCUGGCAGGGCUCUAUCUCAGUGCUGCCUUGUGAGGCUAGCUGCAUUUUUGAAGUAUAUAGUGUCAAAGGGCUGAUCUGCUCUGACCCAACCCACUGGUGUUGGGUGGUGAACGGCUUUGUCCCACAACUCCUUUGUGCUUUGGGCAAAAUGUUCACCCCAGAGGACAGAAAAGGUGUCUGAAACUGAACAAAAAAUUCCCAUGGAAGCACCUGCUGAGCCAGCUGCGACAAUGCUGGUUGCCUGCCACAUCUCUCCUCCUGUGCCUGAAGAGACUGCAGUGCUGUUAGCUGCCUUUAGAAACCUUCUUCUUCCUGGCCAGCACCACGCACAGCCCUGAUGGGUGCUCUGCAUUUUGGAGGGGUGUGGAGAGGCCUUGCUGGGCACUACUGCCAGCAGGGUGCUCUGGGUAAGGGUGCCACAGGGCAAAUCCUUUUGCAGCCUGGUGACGCAGACCACGUCAGAGCCAAACCAGCAGCAGCCAAAUACCUCACAGCACCAGCUUUCCCAAAGGAAGACUCUCUGUUUGCAGAGGGUGAGCUCCCCUGCCUCUGCCUGUAACCAGGGGAAGGAGGAGGAUGCUAGUGCUGUGUUUGGCCCUGGGCUGGAUCCCAGCUGAUGGGCAUGCCCACGCCAAACAUGAAAUGGAUCGGAACUGGCUUUUUGCCCCCACUGCCAGCAAUGCAAGAGGAUGAUGGACCUGCAGCUUAUGGCUGCAGCUGUGGUGAUGGAUGUGUGCUCCCUGGCUGUUCUCAGUGUCUUGGUCUUUCUCUAAGCCCUCCAUUUCCCCUUUGGGGAGCUGAAGGGACACCUUGGUAGUGUACUGAGAACGUGAGAGUCUAUGCAGCGUGAGAGUGCAGUGGGGAGGGUAAAGCCACAUUGUCCUCCCUUGCCAUCAGUUUAUCCCUGUGUCUCAGCCCUCGCCUCAAGGAGCUGGGAGGUGAUGCUUGGUGCCAGCUUCCCUCCCAGUCCUCAGCUCAGGAAGGACUGGGGCUGGUGGGGACUAUGUGAGAUUGGACUGCAAAGCUUGUUGGUCCUUUUCCUUGCUGAUGUGAGAACAGAGGAGGUGACCUGCUCCCAAGUUUGUCAGGAUGUGUCCAGGCUUUUGCUUGCUGCACAGUUAGUUCCCUCAACUUUCCCAAUGAGUAAUGCCAUAGCAGGAGAAACAGUGAGAUCUUUGUGGGUGGGAUUCCCCCAGGGUCUUUCCCACAGGCUCAGAAAAGCCAUCCUCACCAGAGGGGAAGGAUUGGCUGCUCCAUGGUUGGUGUCUCCCUUUCCGUGGACCAUUUCUUUUCAACAUCUUUCAGUAUGCUUGUUAGAAUAUCCUUCUUCUUUUUCUUUUUUUUUUUAAAUUUUGAAUGAUUCAGAUUAUUUUACUCUAACACAAAUUUAUUUUCCCUUUUGAGGAAAUACUCAGCCAACUUGUUGGCAGCAGUUAGCUGUCUUGUGUGAAUUUUUAGUAGUGGCUUUGUGGUUUUUUCUUGUUUGGUUUGUUUUUGAUUUUUUUUUUUUAAUUUGUACUUUGACUGUUUAGUAUUUAUGCCUUUCUUUCUCCCCAUCUCAGUUCAGCAUCUUCUGUUCCAGAUCUGUGGUUCAGAAGGUCAGCACAGCUGACCAGAUGGAGAUUAGUCCCUCCCAGCUGUAAUGGAGCUUGGUCAGUCACCGUUUGCUGUUUGUUUCUUUGUUUUUGUUUUUAAUGGCACACUGUAUUAGAUCUCCAGGAAUUGAAUUCCGUCUCAAAUGUUUUUAUAUGUUUUAUCAAAUCCUGUUAGUAUGCACUGAGAGUGAAUGCACUGUAUCGUCCCUGAACUGAUGCUGGUGCGUGUGCUGACACUGCGGUAGGAGUUAACAGCUCAUCCUUGACAAGAUACGUGCAACCGGCUGCUGCUCCAGUGACCUGUGUUUUCCAAUACUAUUGGCACACUCGGGACUGCAAAUGGUAGAACCAGGCCUUACUUUCUGAAUGAGAUUCGGUUCUGUUUGUCAACAGAUGCUCUUUAACGUGCUACUUAAUUUUGUUAACGUGAGUCAGUCGAGGACUGUUCAUCCUUUGAGUACUCUAGAAGUAUGUUAUACCUGUAUACAGUAGAGAGCAUUCUGCUUAGGUAUUUAUAAAUCAUUGCGUAUAAUGUACAUAGUAAGGUUGUUUAGUAUGUUGAACAUGACCCGAUUAAUUUUUUUGUGUUUCCUUUGAAGUACUCAAAGGGCUAGCUCUGAAUGUCACCUCUCUGAUCUCUAGUGUUCUGACUUCAACAAGCUGUACAAUCAUUUUGUUUUCAGCAAGCAUAAAGGUCUCUCUGGCUACAAAUCACAGUGUCCAUGCACGCUUGCAGAGAAAGAUCUGCAUGCUGGCAGUGCCUCACCGCACCGGUGAAGCUUGUGUUCAUGUUCCCCCAGCAGUAGGCACCUACUGCAGCUGCCUUUUUUUUCCCUUGCUGCCCAUUAUGCAGGGCUUCAAUUUUUCGUAUCUUAAAAAAAAAAAAAAAAAAAAAAAAAAAAAAAGAGAGAGAGAGAGAGAGAAGAAAAAAGAAAAAAAAUAGUGUAUUUUCUUUGCCCACCAUGCUUUAGAAGUCUGAAUGGGAGAAAACUCUCAGCAGACAGUGGCUCCUGGCUGCAAGGUUGCUGAAAUUUCAGAUGUGGAUGUUUUUUCUGCCAUUGGCUGCACCAGUGCUCCGUGGGCAUGGGCAAAUACCAGAUCCAUCCGCCCCACAGGUCUACGUACUGUAGUUCUCAUGUAGUGCAGAAAUAUCGAGGCAUGUGGCUUUCUUAAGGUACACUAUGUGUGCUUGCCUGGAUUACAAUACAAUACGAGACUGUCUUUUUUUAUUGCUUAUUACUAGCUUACCAAUAACCUGUAUAAGUAAUGUAACUCGCAUCUUUGUCAUCAAAACCUCUUCUCCCCACCCCUUUAUUUAUCAAGCAUAAUAUUACAUAUUAAGGGACAGAAAAAAUAGACCUCUAGUAUACAGCAGGACGUUGCUAACAAUGUUUUAAAUGGGAAGUAAAAACCUCUCUGAAAAAUGCCAGCCAUGAGAAAUGACUUUGUUGGCACCGUGUUCAUGCGCAUGUAUUUUUUUUCUAUUUUUUCCGCUUUUGUCAUGUUACAUCCAUAUCUGUAUUUAUAUCUUAUUUGUUUCACUUUUGAGUGUAUCAUGGCAAUUGUACAGAUGUUUUUUGUUAACAUUUACGUGAUAGAAUUUGCUAAGAAAAAAAAAAAUAAAACCUUUUGAGUUUGCCCUAGAA
Molecule: messenger RNA, 10396 nt
Organism: Strigops habroptila (Kakapo)
Lineage: Eukaryota; Metazoa; Chordata; Aves; Psittaciformes; Psittacidae
Gene: CLASP1
Product: cytoplasmic linker associated protein 1
Exons: 36
Coding region: 2211-6260 (1349 amino acids)
Biological process (GO): mitotic spindle assembly
Cellular component (GO): spindle microtubule; cytoplasmic microtubule; mitotic spindle
Molecular function (GO): microtubule binding; kinetochore binding
Source: RefSeq, a predicted model, not a curated record